Messenger RNA from Sphaerulina musiva SO2202, 1782 nucleotides. Its product is annotated as kinase-like protein. Gene Ontology annotation, biological process: protein phosphorylation. The transcript is spliced from 5 exons. Bases 1 to 1782 code for a protein of 593 amino acids. Lineage: Eukaryota; Fungi; Ascomycota; Dothideomycetes; Mycosphaerellales; Mycosphaerellaceae. The record is from RefSeq and is a predicted model, not a curated record. Gene Ontology annotation, molecular function: protein kinase activity; ATP binding.
AUGUACACACAGCUAUUAUCUACUCUAUCUAUUAUGGCUACCGACCCAGUAUAUAGUAAACAUCUAGAGUGGGCCCUUAGUUUCUUCGCAGAUGAAGCACGACGAGAAGAGCAUAGGAAACAGGCCAAAGCGAUAUGGAAAAAUGAUAUCCCAACACCGGACCAGAUCAACUUCCGGACGCAGAUAGAGAGCAUGGAAGAAGCCAAAGCCACCGGAGCGGAGAUGGCAGAGGUGUGGGAAACGCACAUCAAGGACAGAGAUUGGGACUCCAAAUGGGCUCCGCUGCUGGCCAAGCACGUGGAUGAGAUGGAAGAUAUCGAGGUCAACGAGUUGGCUGCGUACAUGCGCGUCCUGGGCGCCUACAUUUACGCCAUCAAAAGCUAUCGCGUGACCUUGGAGAGAUUGAUGCAGACGUACGUGGAUUUUGGACUAGACCAUGUGUUCGCACCCAAAACCCAUGAAAACCUCACGGCGGCGAAAGGAGGAGAAGCUGCUCACGUCGACAGUGGCCAAUGGGAUUACGUCGCCACAGUCUGCAAUUCUCCCGAGUUCAAGGCUCGCAUGAAAGAAACAAUGGAUGCCGGAACCCUCUCCAUGUUCAUUGACGAAUUUGACGAGAAGAAAAUCUGGGUGGCAGCAAUCGACCUCGACGAGGGUUUAGGCAAAUCGGUCAAAUUGUGGGUGUGGCUUGCUUUUGAUGAAAGAGGCAACAUAGUUGAUAGACAUGUUUCCAAGUGUGAACAACUGGAAGAGCCCUGGUGGAGUAUGCCACGAUAUUGGCACACAUACGGCAACGGAGAAGUCUUGCCAAUGGAGUCAUACCUGUCGCGGAAAUGUUGGGCAGAGGACAACACGGCCUUUGUGAAUCAUCAGAGUUACCUGUGGAAUGAGGAAGAGCAUUGGGUCGAGUUUCGGAUGGACUACUGCCCAUACGGCGACCUGAACGGACUCUAUCACACCUACAGGCGAGAAAACGUCCCCAUCCCGGAACCAAUACUCUGGAUGAUUUUCCAAAAACUCGUCGAACAAUGCCUCAUCAUGGAAAAAGGUUCCGUCCUCGCCAACACGUCCAUCCCCGGCUGGCGCCAAAUUGUCCACCGCGACAUCAAGCCCGAAAACGUCUUUGUCGAUGUCCCCAGCACCAACGGCUUCUUUCCCGCAUAUCCCACCCCCAAAAUGGCCGACUUUGGCUUCGCUUUCGAAACUUCCCCGCAAGAUCCCACUAACCCCGACCAAUGGUCUCGCGCCGGUACACGACCCUAUCUCGCUCCCGAGCAAAUGGGUCUCUCUGUCAUAGAAGACCCGAAUGAAGCUCCCGUCGGAAUCAAACUCCUCGCCCACACCAACAUCUGGGGCAUAGGCAUGCUUCUCCUCCGCCUAACCAACGGCCCCUUCCCGCUCGACGAACAAAAAAAGCCCAUACCCUUCUGGUCCCCCACCACCAACACGAUGAAUUUACCCGGCCACGAAACAAGCUUAUGGGCCGAAACGCAUUAUUCGGAAAAUCUCCUCGCGUUGAUUCGUAAAGCGAUUGUUCCUGAACCGUAUUUACGACCUACGCCGCAGGCGUUGUUGCAUUGGGUUGUUACCGAAAUGGAGAAGGUUUCGGACGGCGUGGGUGAGUAUUGUCGCGCUGCUAAGAAGGGGGCGCAGCCUGGGGGGAUUGGUGAGGGGGAGUUUGGGUGGUUGGUUGGGAGGGAGAAGUAUAAGAUUGCUUUGGCGAGGGAUGGGGGGGAUGAGGGGAUGUCUUUGAGGACGGCGUUGGAGGCGUUGAGGGUUUAG